AUGUUGACUUCAUCCGUUGCAGCUCCCACGGACUCGACCCCGAAAUCCGCACCGAAAGCGCCGAGCCUGACACGUUUCCCUUCCAGUUGGAUCCCGCUCUCGACUUCGCAUCCUCUCGGAUCCUCAACGCUCUCACACCACCUCGAACCAACCCAACGGGUGUUUCUCGACCCUCAGAAGAAGGUGAAAUAUCUCUGGAAAUCGAGGGGUCAUAGGAAGGGUUGUGCGGUCGAGGUUCAGUCAGACGACGCGCACUUGAAGGCAGAGGCCGCAGAGCCAGAGAAGGAGGGUGUUUGGAAGGAGGAUAGAGUAAACGGUUUGAGGUGGUGGGGUUGGGAUUAUUGGGAUAUUAGUUGGUGGGUGGCCAGUGAGUCGUACAUGAGUUUAGACUGCAGCUACAAGUGGGCUCAGAAGCUGAUUUGUCCUUCGGCUGUUCCGGGAACGCCGUAG
Microbotryum saponariae is the source of this 450-nucleotide messenger RNA. NCBI's taxonomy places the organism in Eukaryota, Fungi, Basidiomycota, Microbotryomycetes, Microbotryales, Microbotryaceae. The record is from the annotation of a GenBank genome assembly.